AUAGGUGCAGCUGAAUAGGCACCCAUGAGUCUCUUCUCUCGGACUUAGAUGCUGGCCCUCUCCUGUAAUGUGACUUCAGCAACAAUGUGGGGGGACACCUGAGGGUAGGAGCCCUCCCCUUUUGUCCCAGAAGAUGUUCUCCAGGAACCGCUUCAAUGGACAACACAGAACAGGUGUCGCCCCCAAAGUGGACACCAAGGAGAAGGUUCGCAAAAAGAGGGCCCCCAACCCCAGGGUAGCUCUUGUCAUCCGGGAGAAGAUCCACCGCCUGCUCCAAGGAUCAGGACAGGAAGUACCUGCCCCAGACCAUAACAAUGCUGGGAUUGAGGAGGAGGGGGGAGUUGAGGUGCAGGAGAAGAGAAAGGAAGGCACAUAUAUUUUUGCGAGGUGUGGGCCCAGAGAGGAAGCUUGCUCCUCAAGGGUCCCCAAUGGUAAGGCACAUCGAGGAGUGUCAGGGGCAUCCUGUGUUGGGGAGGUGGAGCUAAACAGAGAGGGCUGUGUCAGGAUCCCUUGCACUCUGCAGCACAACAGUAGCAGCUGCCAGUCUCCAAGGAAGCAGAAAUGGAUUAUCCCAGAUGGGAUCAGGACUGUCCCAGAACAGCGACGAACACCCAAACACCAGAAAUGGAUCAUCCCGGCAGGGAUUCGAACAAUUCCAGAAUGCAGAAGAGAAGCUCAACACCAUAACCGGAUUGGUCCAAACAUGAACAGUUCUGGGUUUGGCGCAGUGGCAGGAGCAGAAGGGGGUAAGGCUGAAUUCACUAGGACACAUGCAGAACCAAAAAGGCCUGUUUCUUUGGGUGACUAUGUGGAUUACAGAACUCGGCACGAUACUCUGCUGGAGGAGGACGAGGAAGAAGACCAGGAGGAGGAGGAAUAUGAGGAAGAAGAGUCUAGCGCCAUCAUCGAGCACAUCCUAAAGGAGCUAAGAGGGAUCAACAAGAUCCAGGAGGAGAUCUCAGACCUGCGGAACUACCUUACGUCUGUCCGUGGCUCUGUAGAGGAGGUAUCUUCCUGUGUGGAUGCUGUGCUCCUGGAGAUAGAGGGCAUUCGCUCGGGAAACAAGCCCAGUGGCAGUCCAGGGGGUGCGGCUUGGUCUGGGGCAGCACUGGGCAGUGAUGGGUCACUCUUAACCCCUCGCCAGAGGCCUGUCAGUGCUUAUGGCAGUUUGGACAGGCAGAUGGAGCAUUCAAAUUCCAAUGUCUGCCGACCGUCCGUCUUCAGCGAACGCCACAGCAUACACGGAAUGCCAGUUGAGUUCCACUUGCCAACGUUAGAAGAAACGUCUACCACAGUCUCGCCAGGCACAGAGUCAGUUGAGCUUGAGGGCCAGGAACAGGAGGAGGAGGAGGUUGAGACGGAGGAUACAUCGGAACACAGCUCAGACAUCCCAGAACCCACCAUCAUCAGGAAGCUGAGCUUUGGCUAUCUGGAGCAGCAGGACGGCCAGGACUUCCCCAGCAUCAGCUCCCUGUCCUCAGGACACAGCCCCAAUUCAGAGUCUGACCUCGAGAGGCCCUUGUCCAGACACGGUGCAGGGCAUGGUGGGGCUAGUGGUAGUAGUAGGGGUGCUGGGGUAGAGGGCUUGGGCGUUGCUGGCCCACAGCAUGGUGGGUCUGGGGAGACUAGGUGGCAUGAAGAAAGCUCUUAUUCCAGACAGGUGAGUCUGGAAGAGCAAGAGGGAGAGGGGCCUGCCUGCUUGGAGGGGACAGGGAGCCGGUACAGGGGCUCAGGGGGGUACAGUACCGGUACCCUGGGCCUGUCCUCCACAGGAAGCUCAGACCGCCUCUCCCUCCAGUCUGGACUACACUACAACCCCCCCAGCACCUCCAGCCAUGAAGAGUGGCGCGCCCAUAGACGAAGGCCAAAACCACAGCCUGGUACUCAAUUUCCGACCGAUGCCCACACAGAGAGCCACCGCCUGGGGUACGAGUGUGCUGCUGAUUACUCAUAUCACCAGAGCUCUGGUUACCACUCAGUGGAAGGACAUACUGAUGAGGUGGAAGGGUACAGCCACGCAGAUACCCCCACAGAUCUCAGCUACACAACUGACUCCAAAGUCGAUAGUUUCCAGGAGACUUAUUCUGGCUAUGAGUGUGGCAUUACUGAAGAGUCUACAGAUGGAACUUAUACCUGGACUGAGAACUCCUUACUGAGCCACAGCAUUGCGGCUGAAACAGACAUUCCAUCGGUCAGAGGGGAUAAAACAGGCAAUUCAUUGGUCAGAGGGAAAGAGGAAACAGUUAUUCCAGACCUGGAUGGCCGCCUCCCUCGCCCUAACAGCACAGAGAUCCAAAACAUGGGUUUUAAUGUGAAGCGGAUCGGCCAAGCUGUGCUGGACUUCAGUUCUGCCCUGCGGGAUGCGCUACGCAAACUGGAAGAACCCGGAACUGCCCAGAGUCUUGGAGUCGAGAGCAAGGUGGAGCUACCCACAAGCCUCUUUGAUGAGCCUCAAAUGGACUUACCCCAUGCAGAUAUGUCUCAAACGUCCCAAGAGGAUGGGGUGAACCCAGGGGCCACGGACGACACAGAGGGACAGAUCCAGACCAGUGUUCUCUCUUCUGCUCCCUCAGAGCCCUCCCCCAGUGAACCCCUGCCAGAAGAGAUCAGUGAUGUCCUCCCACAGGACCAUGAUGACCCUUGCAAAACUUCUCCCCUUCCCUACCCUGGACAAGAUGUUUACCAACCAGGCCUAGACUUUUCCUCAGCUGGUCCAGAGCCUACCUUCUCCCCACCCCAUAUAGAAUCAGAGGAAAAGGGAGCGUCUCCUUUGCCCCAGGGCCCAACAGACGCCCCCACUCUCAACACCUCGCUAUCGCAAUGCACCACUGCAGAGUCCCUUUCGCUUUCCUCCUUGGCUGAGGAGCCGGCACUGCAGGAGAAGCGGGGAGACGAACCCCCACCGCUGUCGCCUCCGCAGCCUAACACAGAAGCAGAUGUCCCAGAUGCCCCUGAGGGUGAGGCAGCGGGAGAGGCAGAACCAAAGGGGCACCCCCCGGAGAUGAGCCAGAGGGAGGUGCGGAGGCUGAAGUGCCUGAGGACCUUCCAGCAGAUCCUGCAGGAGAAGAGGGAGACGCAGCAUCAGGUCACCAGCAUGACCAUGUCCACGUUCGAGGAGGAUGACCUCAUCCCAGAUGGAAGUCAAGAUGAUCAGGUCACUUUUUUCCAUUUUCUAGUCUCGUUGUUCUCAUGUGAAUGUCUUUAUACGCAUGCCCUCAUAACUGGUGUUUGUUGUGAAAGUUGACCAAUCUUACCUUUUUAAUGCUCCUAUGUUACAUGGCAACAUCAACUAGUAUUACUUAAAUUGCUUCCUUCACUUGGUUUGUCUCUUGGUGGUGAUGAUCUUGCCGAUGCAGGCUUUUUUUCCUUCUUAACCCUAUCAGUCCCGAGACCCCUGCAAAAAUCAACUUUUCAUUUGUCUGACUUUCAUUUAUCUGCCAGUCCAACCACUUUAUUGAGCCUCACAAUUAAGUGUUUGCCUGUUUUAUUUCCAGGACAACCAGGGCUACAAGUAAAACACAAAACUAUUUGAUAUAAACAGUUGCAUUCAUGAGUUUUAUUGACCAAAAUGUGUAAAUAAAAAUGAUGUAGAAGAACCCCUUAACGUACUAAACGUACUAAAAUGUGUAAAUAAAAAAUAUGUAGAAGAACCCCUUACAGUACUAUAGACACUAUGACCUGGGAUUUACUAUGGUCUAUGUAGAAGAACCC
Oncorhynchus kisutch (coho salmon) is the source of this 3711-nucleotide messenger RNA. RefSeq lists its product as uncharacterized. NCBI's taxonomy places the organism in Eukaryota, Metazoa, Chordata, Actinopteri, Salmoniformes, Salmonidae. The transcript has 2 exons. Bases 134 to 3244 code for a protein of 1036 amino acids. The record is from RefSeq and is a predicted model, not a curated record.